CUGUAUGAGUAAGUCUGGGGUUUAACUAUCCAGGACCAUCAAACGCUGGUACUGCGCUGCCUGCAUGGGUAAGUCUGGGGUUUAACUAUCCAGGACCAUCAAACGCUGGUACUGUGCUGCCUGUAUGGGUAAGUCUGGGUCUUAACUAUCCAGGACCAUCAAACGCUGGUACUGUGCUGCCUGCAUGGGUAAGUCUGGGGUUUAACUAUCCAGGACCAUCAAACGCUGGUACUGCGCUGCAUGCAUGGGUAAGUCUGAGGUUUAACUAUCCAGGACCAUCAAACGCUGGUACUGUGCUGCAUGCAUGGGUAAGUCUGAGGUUUAACUAUCCAGGACCAUCAAACGCUGGUACUGUGCUGCCUGCAUGGGUAAGUCUGAGGUUUAACUAUCCAGGACCAUCAAACGCUGGUACUGUGCUGCCUGCAUGGAGAAAGACCCAAUGCUUCAGAUUCGCUACCACACAAAGAAGGAGAAACACAAAGACAAGAAAGACAAGAACAAAGACAAGAAGAAGAAACUGAAGAAGUUGUUAAAGAAGCACCGCCACAGCAGCAGCGGCAGCGGCCUGGACGUUACCCUGCCCUUUGACCUGGAGAAGACCAAGAAGGUAGCAGUGUCACACGUGUCAGAAGAAACAUUGACCCAGCAGCAGUUAGCGAAUGCCCUGAAGCGCUCGUCCCGCAUGUGUGGGGAGUGUGACGCCUGUCUGCGCACUGAGGAUUGUGGGAAAUGUGACUUCUGCAGGGAUAUGAAGAAAUUUGGAGGACCAAACAAAAUCCGUCAGAAGUGUCGUCUGAGACAGUGUCUCCUGAAGUCAAGGAAGCUGCUGAGAGAUAAGCUGGGCCGUCCUGUGUCCAUGACCCGGUACAUGGCACAGCAGAAGGCCCGAGCCUCGGCCGCAGCAGCAGCAGCAGCUAGAGCAGCAGCAGCAACAACAACAACAACAGACUCGGAGAGCGACGCGCACUUCUACAGCAACAUUCUACAGUCACGGCCGGUCGGAAACAAGCACGACGCGUACGCAGACAUGUCCGGCACCGUGUUUGAGUCCAUAGGAACAUCGGACCAUGACUACACCGUCUUCCGCAGUCCUGGAGACAAGAAGAGAGCCGUCAAGUUAAAACAUGCACAGAGUAGAGAGAAGAAGCCCAAGCCACCCAAGAAGGCCCUCCAGCGACACAAGAGGAAGACGACCUCAGAUGACACGUCUGGUGACAAGGUGAAGUUCGAGGACAGUAAGGACCCCCCGCGGCAGUGCUACGGUCCAGAGUGUGUGAAGGCAGCCAGGCCGGGAUCCAAGUACUGCUCAGACGACUGUGGGCUGAAACUGGCCACCAAUCGAAUCUUUGAGUUUCUGCCCCAGAGAAUUCAGCAGUGGCAACAGAGUCCCUGUAUUGCAGAGGAAGGGGAAAAAAGAACUCUGGAGAAGAUCCGUUCGGAGCAGCUGGAGGCGCGUAAGCAGCUGGCCGUGUUGGACAAGCAGAGCGGGGAGCUGGAGAAAACCAUCGAACGCGCCAAGAACGUCCCUAUAGAUCCCGACCAAGAUAGUCAGGAUGAAGGAGGCGGUGAUGAUACAGAGUUGAGUAUCUACUGUGUGUCCUGUGGUCAUCCUGUCCACCCUCACCGAGCACUCAAACACAUGGAGAAGUGCUUCGCUAAGUAUGAAAGUCAAACAUCUUAUGGGUCCAUCUACAAGACAAGAAUAGAAGGAGCCAAUUUUUUCUGUGACUACUACAACUCGCAGAACCAGACGUACUGUAAGAGACUGAGAGUCUUGUGUCCGGAACACACCAGGGACCCAAAGGUGAAUGCAGAUGAUGUUUGUGGCUGUCCCCUGACCAAGAACGUUGUGGACACGACGGGAGAGAUCUGCCGGGUGGCCAAGAGGAAGUGUAACAAACACUACGGCUGGGAGAAGCUCCGCAGGGCUGAGAUCGACUUGGAGAGGGUCCGACAGUGGUUAAAACUGGACGAUCUGUUCGAGCAGGAGCGGAACAUUCGUUUUGCGAUGGCGAACCGCUCGGGUCUGCUGGGCCUGAUGCUGCACCAAACCAUCGACCACGAUCUUAUGAACCAGCAAAACGCAAACUUCCAGCAGAACUCCGAGUGACGCAAGCUUAGGUGCCACAAUGUUGUAAUGUUGAAUCAAUAUGGCAGCUCCUGUAUCUGUAUCUGUAUAGCCGGUAUAACCGCCCUUUGGCGUAGCACGCCAGCUUUGCGGCGGCAGCUGGCUACAUUACACCAAACAACUUGUUACAUGUACCAAGACCUUGAACAUCUAAAUAUUGUUCAAAACUAUCUAAUGAAGCUUGUCUCGUUAAUGAAGAUUCGUACUAAAAGAGCUUGUUGAUUACAGUGUCUGUGAGUUGAUGGAAUCUUGUUGUUUGUGAUUGACAAAAAUGCCACAAAGCUUACAUUUACAGCAAAAGAAAUAAUGAAGUAAUGAUUGCAAAAGUUGUGACAGGUUUCAAACAUGAGGAUACAAUUUUCUUCUUGUUGAAUAGGAAAAUAGCUCAAUUACUAGUCUAGUUCUAACAGAUUAGUAUUUCCUCUCACAAUGAAAAUUCAUUCUAAAUUCAAACUAUGUCUGAAUUUUGCCUCAACCACAGUUGAAUCACAUGUUCAUCAAAGAUAUUGUAGAUUGUUUCUGCAUUUCAAUGUUGUCAUACAAGCAUUGUAUAUUCCAAUGUUGAAUUGAAGUUGAAGUUCAAUAGCACAGUAAAUAUAUGUGUAUUGAAUAUUGUUACUACUUCCAUUUUAUUCAAAAAGUUUUAUUUUCUGUACAAAGUAUUUUAUACUGUUUAAAGUUCUACUACUGUAAGAGCAAUUGUUAAGAACAUACUAGUGGUUGUUAAAUGAAAGGACUUAAUGUUGUAAAUAUUAGACUAGAAAAAUAGACAGUGCAUGUUGAUCGAAUGUCAUAGCCUCCAGAGUAGUUGUGAAAUAAAAGUGAACAAUUAAUUGUUCUUGUGUGUAUGAA
This is a messenger RNA of Branchiostoma belcheri (Belcher's lancelet), 2980 nucleotides long. Its product is annotated as CXXC-type zinc finger protein 1-like. Bases 425 to 2110 code for a protein of 561 amino acids. The transcript is spliced from 15 exons. Gene Ontology annotation, molecular function: DNA binding; zinc ion binding. Gene Ontology annotation, cellular component: Set1C/COMPASS complex. NCBI's taxonomy places the organism in Eukaryota, Metazoa, Chordata, Leptocardii, Amphioxiformes, Branchiostomatidae. Gene Ontology annotation, biological process: positive regulation of DNA-templated transcription. The record is from RefSeq and is a predicted model, not a curated record.